UCAAUCCAAAACAUGCGCGCCUUUCGCAGUGCCAUUGGCUCCCUGCCGUGGUUGGUGCUGACCGUGUCUCGCUUCGCCAAUGCCGACUGCGAAUGCGGCUACUCGGUCAACAAGACUUCCGACGCCCACUUCGGUCUCUUCACCGAGCUCCAGGAGAACGAUUUCCUUCACCACAAAGGCGACAACGUAACCAAGUUCGGCUGGAGACCACAGGAAUUCAACGUAUCCAAGGGCGACUCCACCAACCCCUACGGCAAGGACUUCGAACUGCACAACCUCGAGCUUAACCCGCUCAAGGACGCCCAGAGUUGGUCUGGGGAAAGCGAGAAUGGCGGCGAUGCCGGCUUGAAGUUGUGGGUUCGCGGCGAUCAUUCGCACGGAUAUGUGAGUAGCGCAGAGCUGGCCAGUGUCCGGAGCGAUGUGCUAUAUGGCAGUGUUCGCGUGGGCAUGAAGCUGGGUCAGACCGGCACGUGCGGUGCUUUCUUCUACUUCUUCAAUAACUCGCAGGAGAUCGACAUGGAGUUUCUUUCUAGGGAAUUCAACAACUCCCAGGGCGCCGUCAACCUCGUCUUGCAAUCACCCGAAACCGCCAUUACUCACGAUGCUGUCAACAGCUCUACCUACCACGUCCAACACCUCGACUUCAGGCCCGACCGGGGCUUCCACGAGUACCGUUUCGACUGGACUCCAAACAGGGUCGCCUUCUUCAUCGACGGCGAAUUCGUCUACGAUAUGACUGAGAACAUCCCGUCGGUUGGUGGGCAUCUUCAAAUGAAUCACUGGAGCAACGGAAACCCGCUAUGGUCCGGCGGUCCACCCAACGAGGAUACGCCCAUGACCAUUUCCUACGUAAAGGCCUACUUCAAUUCCUCCGAAACCGCGCCCCACGAAACCUACAAGGAGAGAUGCCCGACCCUCGAUCCCGCAAAGGUUUGCCAGAUCCCCGAUCAAUCAAAAGCCCCCAACGGCAACGACGCCAAAACCUACUUCUUCAGUCAGGACGGGCCAGGCAAAACACCUGGACAAGAAACUUUCACGCUCACCAGCAAGGCCUCUAAUUCUCUCGCCCCUUCGUUACCGCUGUCGAUAUCUGUCAUCGUUGCAUUGUUUGGCUGGGCUCUACUCUGAUGAGGCCAUCCACAAAAACCUUUGAUAGCCACGGCUAUCCACUCUUUUAUCCAGCCCUGAGGCUUCACACACAGCAUACUACAUGCACAAUAUUUCCUUGAUCAACCACCCUAAAACCAGGUCCGCUCUCUAUAUCCGAGAGCGCUUUUACGAAAGACACAAAGGCGUUUUAUUCCCGGGCCACACCAUAAGCAUACUACCUAUAUCACCUUGUUCUCCCCUACCGACCAUCAUCCUCCGCCUACUUUCGAUGGACUAUUCACCGGUCGUUUAAACCUAUAUGCUAAUACGUAUUAUUAUUCCCCUUCUUGUACACACUUUUGAAUUUUCUUUCUUCUACCAGUGCCCAAUACCUCACAAUGGGUGGUGGGGAAAUGUUACGGCCUGUUUUCACCGAUGCCCAAUGGCUACUACUGCCACCAGCAAAGGCUUCUUUACUUCUUUGGUUUCCCUGCGGAGAUCCGUUUUUUUUGUUUUUGUUUUUCGUUUUGGAGGGGCUCGGGCUUACGUUUACGAUGUGCGGCACUGUUGUUUUCUAUUGAUACCACUGUUUUU
This is a messenger RNA of Periconia digitata, 1683 nucleotides long. The record is from the annotation of a GenBank genome assembly. Lineage: Eukaryota; Fungi; Ascomycota; Dothideomycetes; Pleosporales; Periconiaceae.